AUGGAUCCAGUCUCUGCCUGUGGUGUGGCCGCUUCCGUGGUUCAGUUCAUCAACUUCACCGAAACCCUCCUCCGUGGAACUUACGAGAUCUACAAGUCUGCUACGCCUGCUGGAGACACCAAGAUCAACUGCGAUCUCAUGAAUGUCACCACUAGCUUGAAGACAUUAAAUGAUGACCUACUGUCAUCACUUAGCCAACGAAUCUCAGAUGGUAAAUCAUUGUCGCAUCACGAGAUCCGCAUCGGCCGGGUCUGUGAGGAGUGUAAUGAGAUUGCUGGCCAGCUGAUUUCCAAGCUUAAAAAGCUCCGCGCUCAAAAAAAACACAACUUGUGGGAAAGUUUUCGGAAAGCGCUUCAGACUGUAUGGAACAAGAGAGCGAUCGAAGUGUUGGAAUUGCGCCUGCAUUCAUUCCGGAUUUAUAUUUCUGAUCAAAUCGACUCCUUGCGGACUGUCCAAUCUAACAAUGGCCACCUCAUCUCUAGCACCCUUCAGGUGACCCAAGAAGUCCGCCACAGCCUUCUCGCUCACAUGGAACAGAACACUAAAUGGCAGCAACAAGUCAUUAAUGCCAUAUUGUCCAGCAAGGAAUCGCGUCUACCGGCGAGCUGGGACCAUAACGCUUUAAUGUUAAGCCCAGAAAACCAGUUCAGCAAUGAGUUCAUGAAACGGUUUCGGACUUACAUUUUCCGCGAAUUGAAAUUUGACGACAUAUAUCGUCGAGCCCAAGGGAUUUCCCGCCCACAUCCAGAGUCAUUUGAGUGGAUCUACUCUUCGUGCUCUGAAGACAGUACUCCCAACUUUGUUCGGUUUCUAGAAGGCGAUCAAAAUCUUUUUUGGAUCACGGGAAAACCAGCCUCGGGCAAGUCAACUCUGAUGAAGCUGAUAAGUGACGACCAUCGAACCAUUAGCCACCUCAAGAUAUGGUGUUCCAAUGAAGACCUUUUCGUUUCUCGCUUCUACUUUUGGUGUUCUGGCACGGAAUUGCAGAUGUCUCUAGAAGGCCUCCUGAAAACACUCCUCUACGAAGCCUUCGAAUACCUGCCGCACUUGAUCCCAAUAAUCUUCCGAGAUCGAAUGACACACUUUAUCCUAUUCGGAGACGAGAGACCUUUGGGAGACAUGGCCGGAUUGCUCGAAGCGUUCAAGCUACUUGUGCUUGAAAUUACGAAGUCGAAAAGGAUGUUUCUCCUUAUUGACGGACUCGACGAGUUCAAAGGUGAUCAUUCGGAACAGCUCAUGCUAGUCGAAUUCUUAUACAACCUUCUGAGCUUGACCCCAAACAUCAAGAUAUGCGUGUCUAGUCGGGAAUGGAAUGUUUUCGCAGAUGCGUUUAAUGCUCGCCCAAGUUUAAGACUUGAGGAUCUUACGUACCAAGAUAUUCAGCAUUAUGUCUCGUCGAGAUUUUCUAAUAAUUUAGGCUUCGUUGCACUCCAACGAGGAGACCCGAACUACGCAUCUUCCCUCAUCGAUAAUGUGUCAACCAAGGCCUCCGGUGUGUUUCUUUGGGUGGUUCUUGUAGUUCGCUCGCUUCUCCAAGGUCUCACUGAUGGUGACCGUCUUUCGGACCUUCAAAAUCGUUUGGACUCACUGCCCACAGACCUUGAAACUCUUUUCUUGAAUAUCCUGAAAUCUGUUGACUUUGGGAGGGCUUCACAACUCAUUCAGAUUGUCGAAAAGGCGUUAGAACUUGACGAUGAAGGGUUAACUUCCAUUCAAUUAUCCUUUGCGGACGAGGAUGACCCCGAAUUUAUUUUCCAUCUGCAAAAACCGAGAGAUGAAGCAAAGCAUGCCAAAUUUUCUGCGAUAGCCGAAGUGAUGAGACGUCGUCUCAAUGCUUGUAGCAAAGGCUUGUUAGAAUUGCAAACAGGAUACAAACGGGACCCCGCCGAAGCCCAAGUGGAAUAUCUACACAGGACUGUCAGGGACUUCGUCCGGCGACCAGAAAUUUGGGCAAAUCUUCGUGAAGCCACUACACACCCGUUCAAUCCUGCAGCACGUCUCGCCGUAUCUGCGAUAGCUUGCUCCAAAAUAGGUUAUAGGAAUGCCAAAACUUCCGAUCAAAUCGGCGAGGUGUUUUGGGAUCUGCUCACGGCCUCGAUGAUAAACAUAUAUCGUAGUCGCUCACCCAAUAUGCUGCCACAAUCCGACUUACUCGACAUACUGGAGAAAGAAGCGGUGGAGAUCAUGUCCUCAGGUGUUCUAGGUAUUUUAAUACCUUAUAAGCGAUGCCCGCUGACUACGGCAUCGGACGAGCUGGCAGUGUCAUCAUUUCUACACCUAGCAGUGAAGCUGCAAUUGGAUACAUACGUGACACAAAAAGCGAUAUCCUUCCACUAUCCAGACGAAAUCGCCCGCUUCUCGUAUCUGUUUCAAAUAGCCGUUGCCGAGUACAGGAUCACUCAUAGCAGAUUCAGUUAUGAGCAUCCGAGUCUCCGUCUAAUCGAAACAUUCCUCAAACUCGGCGUCAGUCCAAAUCAGCGUCUUCAUAUCAGUCGCAAGACUCAAAACAGGACUUCUGGCCUUCAGACCAAAACCAUCUGGCAAUUUGUUGUUUCUGAUUCUGCGAGGAGACCUGAAGUGCUGAAGCUGUUUCUACGCUACGGAGCUGAUCCGUUUGUACCAGAACUGGACUCUCUUGAGUUUGAUGAAUUGCGGAAAGGCGGGGAUGACAUGCGGGAACUUUUGCAGGCAGCAAGGCAAAAGGUAAUUGAAAAUGAGGGGCCUAGAGGGGAGGCACCAAGAAAGGACACAAGCAAAACAAACUCCAAAUGGUCUCGAAUCCGCGGCGAAAGGCUUUUUGGCAGGAGGACCUAGACAAGACGUCUCCGCCAUAUUUCGUUCAAGAAUCUAAUUCACAGAAUAUUCACAAAAUAUCAGCAAAGCCACUGGUAUAUAUUCUAUAAAUAUAACUCUCCGAGUUGAGGCGUCUCCACAUCCUCACUACUACUACUCUAAUUAUUAGAGCAUCACGUUACUCAAAAUAUUCAUGAGUCGUAUGAGUAGUUCUUUGACACACGAGUCACUAGUAAAACAGCGAGUCAGUUGCAGAUUCUCCCAACGCAUCACUUGUCCCAGCUCCAAAAUCAAGCCUUCCGUUUGGCUUUCUUGAUCUGUCCAUUGUUGGCCGA
Hyaloscypha bicolor E is the source of this 3128-nucleotide messenger RNA. RefSeq lists its product as uncharacterized. The transcript has 4 exons. NCBI's taxonomy places the organism in Eukaryota, Fungi, Ascomycota, Leotiomycetes, Helotiales, Hyaloscyphaceae. The record is from RefSeq and is a predicted model, not a curated record. Bases 1 to 2814 code for a protein of 937 amino acids.